UCCAGAGGAACCGAUGGCCGACGACCAGCUUCCCAAAGUUACAAUCCAGAGGAUGUGAGGGAUGAAGUCCACCUCCGGCCGAAAUUCUCCUCUGAUCGUACCGUCAACGAACAUGAAUAUCUUGCUGGCGUUCUUUCUACUAUACUUGGCAAAAGUAAAUCUGGGACAAAGUAUAAGUUCACAGCCCAACUAUGUUCUUAUCAUGGCUGAUGACCUUGGUAUUGGAGACCUGGGAUGUUAUGGAAACACCACGCUGAGAACACCCCAUAUAGACAGCCUGGCACAGGAUGGAAUAACGCUGACCCAGCACAUAGCUGCAUCCGCAUUAUGUACCCCAAGCAGAGCUGCUGUUCUGACCGGCCGGUAUCCAAUCAGGUCAGGAAUGACCAGCUUCCAAAGAUUAGGAGUCUACAUUUUUGCAGCUGGGUCAGGCGGACUUCCUACGAAUGAGACAACCUUCGUCAAGCUGUUGAAAGAGCAAGGUUAUUCCACUGGGCUUGUUGGUAAGAGGCUGGCGGUUCCUCUUGACAAAAACUCAGACCGUCCGUUCCUGCUCUUUAUGUCUUUCAUACCUGUCCACACAGCACUAUAUGCAUCUCCAGAAUUUUUAGGAAAAAGUAAGCAUGGCUUGUAUGGUGACAGUGUGGAGGAGAUGGACUGGAGCGUAGGACAAAUCUUGGCUUCCUUGGAAAGGCUUAAUCUAAGCAACAGAACUCUGGUUUACUUCACCUCAGACCAAGGGGCCCAUGUUGAAGAGAUUUCUGACAGUGGAGAGGUCCAUGGAGGAUGGAAUGGUAUCUACAAGGGCGGAAAAUCAACAAACUGGGAAGGUGGCAUCCGGGUGCCCGGACUCCUCCGAUGGCCCGGAGUGUUAACAGCGGGCAGGAGCAUUGAUGAGCCUACCAGCAACAUGGAUCUCUUCCCGACGAUUGUCAAACUCUCAGAAGCCACGAUGCCAAGAGACCGGAUAAUCGAUGGCCAGGACCUGAUGCCUCUGUUACUAGGUGAAGUACAGCAGUCGGGACAUGAGUUUCUCUUCCACUACUGUAAUAGUUACUUAAGUGCAGUUCGCUGGCAUCCAAGGCACAGUUCCUCUAUAUGGAAAGCUCACUUCUUCACACCAAACUUCUAUCCAGAGGGGACUCAGGGUUGCUUCGACACACAUGUUUGCUUGUGCUACGGAGACUUCAUCAGUCAUCACGACCCCCCUUUGCUCUACGACCUCUUGAGGGACCCAUCAGAAUCAUUGCCAUUGACACCUAGCUCAGAAUCCCAAUAUCACCAGAUACUGGAAGUGAUGCAGAAGGCUGUAAGCAAGCACCAGGAGACACUGACCCCGGUGCCCGAUCAGUUAUCACUAAAUAAUGUGAUUUGGAAGCCUUGGCUCCAACCAUGCUGCAGCACCAUAUGGAAGCACUGUAAUUGUGAUAAAGAAAGGAACAGAAGCACAGCUUUGGAUUGAACAAUGGAUUAGAUACAACUCCCUCAUCUGAGGCCUGAGGAAAGAAGUGCAUUUGGGAUAGCUGUAUUUUUCUUUCCUUCUCUCAUUGUUUGUUAUGUACACUCUUUCCUCCCCUCUUUUCUUUAUUUUUGCUUUCUUUCUCUCUUUCUGUCUCUCGUGCUCUUUCUCCCACUCUCUUUCUCUCACUGUCUCUCUCUCACUCACUCUGUCUCCUCUAACAUGGACACACUCUCUCUGUCCUUCUUUACAAACAUUCUAUCUCUCUCAUUCCCCUGUCAUGACAUUUGUUUGGAGUGAUAUACUGGCAGUGACCUGUUGCUGUUGAAAUGAGAAUGAUACACCCAUGCUUCACUGAGUGCUGUACCAAAUUCAGGUUAAUGCAGGGUUGGAGAAAAUUUUCUGUAAAUCUAACAGUCCCCCAAAUCCAAUUUGGAAGUAUUUGACAUGUUUGAAGAUGACAGAAUGCUGUUCUCAAUCUAGUUCUUGUUUUUAAAUCCCUCCAUGAGUUUGGCCACUUAGCAGCUACUGUUCUCCAGUUCUACGUAGCUUCAAAGUCCACCCCUGACAUUCUCCCAGGUAAGAUGACUUGAGCCUUCAACUGCCUGACUCCUCUCCAAGAAUUCCGUCAGUACAGUCUUUCUAUCUCUGUUCUCUGCUUCUAAAUGCUUCCUCAACAGCGAAUUAUUUAACUGAACACUUAGUCUCUCCUCCUAAUGUCUCCUUUCCUCGCUCAGUAACUGUUUUCAAUAUGUCACCUGUAAAGCACCUUGGGACUUUAUGACAGAUUUAAGUCCAUUAAUUGUGGCUAUUGACAUUCUUUUAUUAAUGAACACAAAAUCUGCAAUACUGUAAAUAGGAAAAAGUCUGAUUCCAGUUUCAACACGUGCUGCCGAGCAGGGUUGUGAUAAUUAUUGAUAACAUCUAUCCAGUCUAUAUUGAGAUGUGUUGACCUUAGUUCAGGCAUUGAUAUACAUAUAUACAUAAUAUAUAUCACCUAUAUUAAUCAUUCCUUUACUAUGCAAAAAAAUGAAAAGGGAGAGAAGCCCAUUCGUAUCCUGAUGGUUUUGUUCUGAUCUCAGGGAGGAGUUGGGCUUUCACAAGCACUCGCCUAAUCAACAAGAGAAAAUCUUGAUCUUCUACUGACUUCAGCAUUUAGAGAAGACCAACAGACAUCAACGUCAGGAUGUGCUAUAAUAGCAGCAAGCUGUAUCUCAUGGCCUGAGAGGGGUAUUACACAGAGAAGCAUCUCAGCAAUCUCUAUGACUAUAUAACUGACUAAUACCUCAUGCACUGCAUGGUGUUGCAACAUGUCUCCUAGCAGCAAAACCACAGGAGGUCUGCCACUGAACAGAUUUUGCAUAUGUCCAGUGUCCUAUAGGAAAAAUUGGGAUUUCAGAAUUGGUUGUACAAAGUGAAAUUAAGACUUGCAUUUAUAUAGGCGCAUUUCAUGACCUCAGGUUGUCUCAAAGUGCUUCGCAGCCAUGGAGAUCCUGCUGAAGUGCAGGCACCGUUGUAAUGUAGGAAAUCAACGGAGUUGCAUUAAAGAUAGGGUUACAAGCAAAAACAAUCAUGGCCACUUAGGAUCAUUUGAACCGGUUUUAUUUUUAAGGAAGUUAUUGAGACAUUUCAGAGAAGCAAGCAGUCGCUCAGUCCUUCCUAACUCUCUAAACAUGACUCGGUUGUUAAGAUUUGUUUUAUAUAUACAAUGUCCUCAGAUAUAAAGUGUGAUUGCUAAUGUUGGAAUAGAUAUUUUACAAAAGGGAUUUUCAAAUAAAAAGACACAGAUACGUAUGGA
Molecule: messenger RNA, 3257 nt
Organism: Rhincodon typus (whale shark)
Lineage: Eukaryota; Metazoa; Chordata; Chondrichthyes; Orectolobiformes; Rhincodontidae
Gene: sts
Product: steroid sulfatase (microsomal), isozyme S
Exons: 10
Coding region: 62-1462 (466 amino acids)
Molecular function (GO): arylsulfatase activity
Source: RefSeq, a predicted model, not a curated record